This is a messenger RNA of Pleurotus ostreatus (oyster mushroom), 1434 nucleotides long. RefSeq lists its product as uncharacterized. Bases 1 to 1434 code for a protein of 477 amino acids. NCBI's taxonomy places the organism in Eukaryota, Fungi, Basidiomycota, Agaricomycetes, Agaricales, Pleurotaceae. The transcript has a single exon. The record is from RefSeq and is a predicted model, not a curated record.
AUGAAGAGGCCCAAGACGGCCAGGGAAAAUGCACCCAUACCGAGGGACCCACAACCACCACACGACGAACCCCCCAAACGCAAGAUCCCCGAAGCGGUGAGGAUGCGCAUGCAGGUAGACACAGCAGCCGACCUAGACACGAACGGCCAAAGGACAACCAAAAAACUCCCGAGACAAAGAGCGAGAUACAGGCCAUACACGCCGCCCAACUUCGAGUGCCUCGGCCCAAGCGGAACCAGCAGCAUCGCCGCCACCCAACACAUAGGCCUCCAGGAAGCAACGACGACGCAGGGCGGACUCACAACAACAAGAAUAGAAGCCCAGCUGAUUGGGCACACCAGCACGCCCCUCCCCCCACACAUGACAAAGGCAAACCCGCACUGGGGACAAAUACCCGAAGAAACCCAAAUGAACGCGACGACGAUACCAUUCACAACAACAGCCCUUCCCAAAAUUGCACACAAGACCUCCGUCGGCCUAGGAAACAUGAGGGAGGGCCUGAGGAGGCGGCUGAACGACAAGAAAGCCAUAUCAGCACUACUAAUCCCCUUCGGCGCGGGGAACAGGUUCGUGAGGGACAACCCAAAAUACGCUGAACAAGCCGCCGCCUUCCUCAAUAGCCUUAAGGGAGCCGAAGCCAACCAAAUCACAGUGGUAGCCCCAUCCCCCCAAUUCACCCCACCCCCCAGGGCGAGGUUCGCCAUGCCCUUUGCAUAUGUAGCGACCAACAUCCCCAAAGAAGUCAAAGACCUGCUGAUCGAACAGCAAACAUUCGCAUUCCAAGUCGACGGGAGGAAGCACGCAUUCACCGCGAUUGAAGUCCCUGGGGAAACCCCAACAUCGUGGGUAAUAGCAAACUUCACCGGGGAAUGCGUAACGAACAACCCAGACAAAAUGGCAAGGGCCCUCGAGGCAAUAAUAAACACGCUGUUCGACGACACCGACAUAGCACGAGAAGCCAACAAGGCACUAGCAGAAGAGGGCAUAGGUGGCUCCGUGCUGGAAAGGAAAGCCAUCGCACUAUCCACAAUGAGCCUAACCCACAUACCACGAAAGAACGAGCUCGGCGAGGACUCACCCGCAUGGCAGCUGGCCGGACAACCCAUACACAACAAUCACAAAGGCCAUCGAACGUGGCUUAAGGCAAUACGACGCCUCACCUUUGAGCUCGACGACAUGCAGUCGAUAUCAUCGACGGCCGACGUAAUAGGGUGCGUGUGGUGCAAAGCAGAAACGCACAGCAGCGAAUACUGCCCCUUCCCCAAGAUUAAAGACUGGAAAGGUCCGAUGCCCAACGCUGAGGAAUACGUGAGACCCGAACCCCCCUACAAGCCGGACGCCGGAGCCCGAAAAGCGAAGGACACCAAAAAGGGCAGAAAGAACAAAGAGAACGGGACCAAAGAUAGAGCUAGACUACAUAAACCUGUCGAGUAA